This is a messenger RNA of Penicillium soppii, 729 nucleotides long. Its product is annotated as GPR1/FUN34/yaaH. The record is from RefSeq and is a predicted model, not a curated record. The transcript has 5 exons. Lineage: Eukaryota; Fungi; Ascomycota; Eurotiomycetes; Eurotiales; Aspergillaceae. Gene Ontology annotation, cellular component: plasma membrane. The coding region runs from base 1 to 729 and encodes 242 amino acids. Gene Ontology annotation, molecular function: acetate transmembrane transporter activity.
AUGUCCAUUGUGAAGGAAAACGAGACAAUGGUCUCGAGACAGGCUCCACAGGCAAUCAAGCCUGGGGCUCAUCUUGCAAACCCAGCGCCCUUGGCAAUGGGUGGUUUUGCUACCACUUUUCUGUCUUUGUCAUUGGCCAUGAUGAAUUUCCGUGGCGUCUUCACUCAAACAAUCUUCAUGGGUGAUCUUUGUUUCGUUGCUGGAAUUGGCCUACUUAUUUCCGCUCAAUGGGAAAUGGUCCGCGGAAAUACAUUCUCGUACACAGUUCUUUCUGCAUACGCUUUGUUUUAUGGCGGUUACGGAGUAAUCUUGAUUCCCGCGUUGGGUAUCGCUGAUGCGUAUGGCGGUUAUACCCCGGAAUACCACAACGCGCUGGGAUUCUUUGUCUUAUUAUGGGCGGUCUUUAAUCUAUUCUUCCUUCUAGCCAGCUGCGCUGUGAACAUUGUCUAUAUUCUUUUGUUUCUCAUGCUUGAGCUCUGCCUCAUUUUUGAUGCUGCGUCCAGCUUUGCGUUGGCCGACGGCCUGGUUGAACAAAGUGCAAACCUGAUCACCGCUGCCGGUGCCUUCGGUUUUGUUUCCAGCUUAUGCGGAUACUAUUGCGUCCUGCACUAUCUUUGCGAAGAGUCUCUACCUUUCCGAGUUCCCAUGGGUGACACUUCCAGGGCUUGGAAGCGAUGGUGUAAGAAGACACCUCGCCCAGAUAUGAAGAGCGAAGAAGACAUGGCAUAA